Didymodactylos carnosus is the source of this 390-nucleotide messenger RNA. NCBI's taxonomy places the organism in Eukaryota, Metazoa, Rotifera, Eurotatoria, Philodinida, Philodinidae. The record is from the annotation of a GenBank genome assembly.
AUGGGACAAUUGGUGGCCUUUCGUCUUGCUUGUUACAACUACGAGGGCAUCGAUGGAGUUAAGUAUGCACUAAGGCAAGGCUUACUAUUGUCAACAGAAGAAAUUUCUAUAAAAAUCAAUUUAAUUGCAUCACCAUUGUAUGUCAUAACUUGUACAUGUCUUGAUUCUGAUAUGGGUUUGAAUACCCUGAAUCGUGCUUGUGAACAAAUUAAAUGUGCAAUUGAACAAUACACUCAGGGAAUAUAUAAAAUAAAAAUGGAGCCAACAAUUGUUACGGAUGUAGAUGAGCAAAUAGCACCGACUGAACAAGAAGAAUCGGAUGAAAGCGAUGAAGAGAAUUUUGAAGAAAAUGACAUUAUACUAUACGACAGCGAUGAAGAGGAAAUAUAA